Melampsora larici-populina 98AG31 is the source of this 432-nucleotide messenger RNA. RefSeq lists its product as uncharacterized. The transcript has 5 exons. The coding region runs from base 1 to 432 and encodes 143 amino acids. NCBI's taxonomy places the organism in Eukaryota, Fungi, Basidiomycota, Pucciniomycetes, Pucciniales, Melampsoraceae. The record is from RefSeq and is a predicted model, not a curated record.
AUGUUAACAUUCCAAUCUCCACACCAUCUUGUUAUCUUAUUCAUUGCUACACUUGUCACAAAGUUUGCUUUCACACAGGCAACGACGCUUAAUUGUCUAGGUGGAUAUAGUCUAAACUCUGACAAAAAAACCGCAACUUGCCUUGAUAAGGAAAACAAAGUCUGGUCAUGCCCGAUCGCUAAGUGCCAAAGAGAAGGUCACCUAUGGGUAUCAAUGAAAAGUUGUGUGCACAAUUCUCCUCGUGCCUCUGGAACGAGUGAUCAACAAUGUUCUGAAUACAAUAACCAAUCCAAUACUUUUUACGCAUGUAGGAAUCCGGGCGGUCAAGUCUAUUAUUGCCCUGCUACACCCUCUGCGGUACCCUACCUUACUUGUUCAGAUUGUGUUAAGCCAAAGAUAUCAACAACACUUAAUUCAAGUACAAGAUACUAA